Molecule: messenger RNA, 1395 nt
Organism: Cynara cardunculus var. scolymus (artichoke)
Lineage: Eukaryota; Viridiplantae; Streptophyta; Magnoliopsida; Asterales; Asteraceae
Product: thylakoid lumenal 29 kDa protein, chloroplastic
Exons: 11
Coding region: 92-1141 (349 amino acids)
Biological process (GO): hydrogen peroxide catabolic process; response to reactive oxygen species; cellular response to oxidative stress
Cellular component (GO): chloroplast thylakoid membrane
Molecular function (GO): peroxidase activity; heme binding
Source: RefSeq, a predicted model, not a curated record
GGAUAAGAUAAAACCUACACACACCCACAUGGAUUUCACAUAAUCUCAGAAAUCAAAAUCAAAGAAAAAGAGGAAGAAAAAAAAAGCAACAAUGGGGUUUGUUUCAUUCCUCUCAACACUCCCAACUCUGCUUCCAAUUGCUCCAUUACCUUCCUACAAUUCAUCAAAAUGCCCAAUUCAUUCUGGAACGAUUAGUUGUAAAAUUGAUGAUGGUGGUAGCAAUGAGAAGAGUGUUCGGAGAAGGGACAUUCUUAACUGCUUUGGGGCUGCCAUUAGCAUGGAAUUGGUGGCAAGUUCAACCCAAACCCCGAGCCCGUUUGUUGAGGUAGCAAAUGCUGCUGAUCUGAUACAACGUAGACAACGUUCCGAGUUUCAAUCAAGUAUAAAGACAACCCUCUACACAGCCAUCAAGGCAAAUCAGGAGCUUAUUCCAUCCAUAUUAACGUUAGCACUUAAUGAUGUGAUGACAUAUGAUAAGGCCACAAAAUCUGGAGGCCCAAAUGGAUCCAUACGGUUUAGCUCGGAGAUCAGCAGACCGGAAAACAAAGGACUUUCUGCUGCUUUAUCACUGGUGGAGGAUGCAAAAAAGGAGAUCGAUUCUUACUCGAAAGGUGGACCAAUUUCAUAUUCCGAUCUCAUCCAAUUAGCAGCUCAAAGUGCUCUUAAAGCUACAUUUUUGGCUUCGGCUAUUCGAAAAUGUGGUGGUAACGAAGAAAAAGGGAACUUGUUAUACUCUGCUUAUGGCUCAAGUGGACAGUGGGGUUUGUUUGAUAGGCAAUUUGGACGAUCGGAUGCUCAAGAACCUGAUCCGGAGGGAAGAGUACUCGAUUGGGCAAAAGCAAGUGUUCAAGAAAUGAAAGAAAAGUUUAUAGCCAUCGGCUUUGGUCCUCGCCAGCUAGCAGUAAUGUCAGCAUUCUUGGGUCCUGAUCAAUUGGCAACGGAAGCCAUGUUAGCCAUGGAUCCAGACGUCACUAAAUGGGUCGAGAAAUACCAACGAAGCAGAGAAACGGUUUCUGAGACUGACUAUGAGGUCGAUUUGAUUACAACUCUUACGAAAAUGAGUUGCUUGGGUCAAACCAUUAACUACGAGGCCUACUCGUACCCUGUCCAGAAGCUCGAUUUCUCAAAACUCAAGUUGUAAAAACGGUAGAUACUACGAUUUAUCAUCAUGGAACGGAUAACACGAAUAGAGUCACGAAUAUGACUGGUUUGGGCUGUGAAAAUGUUUAUUCGCUUGCGGCAUAUAUCCGAGAAGAGUGUGGUUUUGUUUUAGAAAAGGUUCGCAUUUAGAAAGUUACGAUUACAUUCAUAAACAUUGUAAUGAUUUUUUUUCAUGUAUCGAAACGAUAAAACUCAUGUGAUAUAUGUUAUAUUCGGUAAUUGCGGGUGUUUGAG